Messenger RNA from Morus notabilis, 2142 nucleotides. RefSeq lists its product as uncharacterized. The coding region runs from base 130 to 1500 and encodes 456 amino acids. Lineage: Eukaryota; Viridiplantae; Streptophyta; Magnoliopsida; Rosales; Moraceae. The transcript has 16 exons. The record is from RefSeq and is a predicted model, not a curated record.
AAUCAAAACCUCGUUCACGCAACACAGACAGCGGACUCUGAUGCCCCGAUUCUGCGGUUCACUCGUCGUGACAGAGAGACAAUCGGAAAGUUGGAUAGAGAAAGAGGAGAGAGAAACUAGAGAGAGAAGAUGAACAAAGAGAAGGGAAUAAUGGUGCCAUAUCCUGACGACAACACCAACGAAAAGCACGGCAUCCAUGGCGGCGACGAGAACGACGCCUCCUUCCCUUCCUCCGGCAGACACUCUUCUCGCAAUGCUUCCUCCAAAUACGACUUCGUAAAGGUGAAGGUGUGGUUGGGUGAUAAUGCCGAUCACUACUACGUGCUUUCCAGGUUUUUGCUCAGUAGAAUGUUGACUGUUACUAAGAUCCCAAAUCAUGUAGCUAUAAAAAUUGCGCUCGAGCUGAAGAAGCUGCUUAUCGAUAACAGCCUCCUAGACGUGUCUCAGUCUGAUUUGGAAGCUAAUCUGUUUAAGCUUAUGGAGCGAAGGGGCUAUGCGGAGGAGUACAUAAAUCGUUACAAGAUGAUGACCAGGUUUCACCAUCAACGAGUGCCAUUUGUCAUUCUUGUUUGCGGAACCGCCUGUGUUGGGAAGUCUACCAUUGCUACCCAACUAGCACAGAGGCUAAAUUUGCCCAAUGUCUUGCAGACAGACAUGGUAUAUGAAUUGCUGCGCACGUCAACAGAUGCACCAUUGGCAUCAACUCCUGUAUGGGCACGAGACUUCAGCUCUCCUGAGGAAUUGAUUGCUGAAUUUUGUCGGGAAUGCAGAGUUGUUCGUAAAGGUUUGGCUGGUGAUCUGAAGAAAGCAAUGAAAGAUGGAAAGCCAAUUAUAAUAGAGGGAAUACAUUUGGAUCCAAGUAUAUAUCUAAUGGAUGAUGAAAGUAAAUUACCACCUGACACGCAAGAAAAGGUCAAAGAGGAAAAAAGUGAGACCGUUGUAUCAGAUGAUUCUAAAACACAAAUGGAAAACAAUUCUUCAAGUGUUUCUGUAAUCGAGAACGAAGUUUGUAAGUGUGAGCAGCAUGUUAAUUCACUAGAAGGAAUGUCAGCCAAUGAGGUGAACGAAGUGUCUGAUAGUUUGAAUGCUAUUGAUAUAAAAGGAGCUGCUCAUGAUAAUAAAGGUGAUGGUCUUACAAGUCAUACAGAUAAAUCUACUCCUGUUAAGAAAGAAAAGUCUGGUGCUGAACCUAUAAUCGUACCGUUAGUUCUAAAGAUGGCGGAAUUUGACCAUAAGGCCUUACUUGAGGAAUGGAUAUCAACUCGCACAUUUAGGGAUAAUACAUGUCUAGUUCAGGAUAAAGAUAAGCUAAUAGCCAAUUUGAAGACCAUUCAGGACUAUUUAUGCUCAUUUAAGUCACAGGGUUUGACAGUGGUCAAUGUAUCGGCAACCACAUUUCCACAAACAUUGGAUUGGUUGCACGGAUAUCUUCUUCAGUGUAUUGAGCAAGGUAUUUCAUCAGCCCCCAAUGAAAAUGGGAGGGAGGUUGGAAAGAAUUAGUUUCAUGCAGAUGCUAGCACAAAGAAAAGGUGCCUUUGUGAAAGUGGACAAAAAUGGCGAAUCAGGGCUGGGAUAGCGGCUGCAUGGUAAAUUAGAUGAAAAAAUACAUUUAUAAAACAGAGGGGAAACAGGGUUUUCGAAGGCCUUGAAGGAAUCUGUUGCAAUAUUCAUUUGUAAAAUUUAUAUCCUUGCAUGGCUUCAUCGUCAAAAUGCAUAAUUUUAUUGCUUCCUGACCAAUGCUCAUUGUUCAGCUUCUUGUGAUGCUCUGGAGAAAGAGAAACUAGCUGGGGGACGCAAAAAAUAUUGGUUGGAAAUAUAUUAUUGUCCUUGAAACAAAUCUCAUACGUGUAACAUUUGUAAAGUACGUAACAAAUUUUGCAUUUAUAUCUCUAUCGUGUACUCUCCUUGUUGCUUGGUAGCAAGUUAUCCCAUAUACACAAUACACUCAGGCUUACAUAUGCUGCCAGUUCGUUUACAUUAACCAAGGGAAGCGACUAUCAUGAGUUGUCCCAGACUCCCAGUAUUCUCCUGAGGUGUUCCCGAUAUUGUUAUUCUUAUUUUAUUUUAUUUUUUGUUUUGUUUGUGAACUUGAGAGAUUCGAAUUAUACACAAGAUGGUAUGUCAAGUGUAAAAUUAUCGCUA